This is a messenger RNA of Penicillium waksmanii, 888 nucleotides long. RefSeq lists its product as uncharacterized. Bases 1 to 888 code for a protein of 295 amino acids. The record is from RefSeq and is a predicted model, not a curated record. The transcript is spliced from 2 exons. Lineage: Eukaryota; Fungi; Ascomycota; Eurotiomycetes; Eurotiales; Aspergillaceae.
AUGAAUACUUUCGACUCAUCGGCGACCACUCCGACAGGUUCCAGCAACGCUGCGGGAGCCCGAGAUAUCAGAUCUCCAUCGUCACGCUCUCCCACACAUGCAGACUCCGACCUGUCAUCAUCGACCGGUAGCAGCCGGUCCCACUCGAGCUUUCCAUCCCGAAAGUAUGCUGGCUCGCAACACAACAAGCACUCUACCGAGUCGACCCCGAUCAAUACAGGGGCUGCUUCGGCACGCAACUAUCAAGCCACAGCCGGACCGAACUCCCAGGGCGCCCCGUCCGAGGCAAGCAAAUGGGAUCAAAGUACCCCACGCCUCGAUGGAGGCGGAAAUGGCGCCCAUCGCGCGCAAAGUAAUCAGGAAGACUCGCCCACCGAUCCGCACCAGUCAUGGCCCAGUCGAAUGGUUGAUCGAUUCGGCGCUCUGGAGUUGGAAAACAAAGGAAGUGUCGCUCGCGAUCAUCUUGCUCUUGAGCGAACAUUCCUCGCCUGGAUGCGCACCUCUCUCGCCUUCGCCUCGAUCGGUAUCGCCGUCACCCAAUUAUUCCGACUGAAUACAGUCACCGCCACUACCAACAAUAUCCAUAACUCAGCGACCCUCCCACCCCACCUCUCUUCGUCUAUGUACGUCGCUACAUCUCCCUCCGCCCAAGACUCUGCCCGUCUACGCAGCGUUGGAAAACCGCUCGGCUCUACCUUUAUCGGUGUGGCCAUCCUUAUCCUCAUCGUGGGCUUCCACCGCUAUUUCGAAAGCCAGUACUGGAUUGUAAGAGGCAAGUUCCCCGCAAGCCGAGGAAGUGUUGCUUUGACAGCGGCCGUAGCGAUGGCGCUGAUCGUCGCGGCGUUCGCGGUUAUUUUGGCGGUUUCGCCAGGUGCCAUUGAAACGUAA